This is a messenger RNA of Stegodyphus dumicola, 2790 nucleotides long. RefSeq names its product innexin inx2-like. Gene Ontology annotation, biological process: phototransduction. Gene Ontology annotation, molecular function: gap junction channel activity. Lineage: Eukaryota; Metazoa; Arthropoda; Arachnida; Araneae; Eresidae. The record is from RefSeq and is a predicted model, not a curated record. Gene Ontology annotation, cellular component: gap junction; plasma membrane.
UGAACAUGAAAAUGAUUUAGCAUCCACCAGAGGAGAAGGGAGUAGAAAUAACAAAAAAAAAAAAAAAAAAAAAAGGGAAUACAAAUUCUCCGCUUCAUUCCUCUGUGCAGAUUCAUUGUUUUCAGUGUUGUGUCUUGCUUCUGAUAUGCGAUCAUGUCUGCAGCAGUUCUCUGGGAAAGUAUUGUUUAAGAAACGACCUUGCCUUGGAUGGGAAAAUGCUUCCUCUUUGCUGAACUAGACAGUUUUUUUUAAAGGAGUGAUAACUUAUAGAUCCUUUCGGUCUAUUUCAAACCGGCACUUGCAGUCAAAAUGUUCGAUGUCUUCGGUUCUUUGAGAGGACUCAUAAAACUCGAUGGAAUCUGUGUCGAUAAUAACAUAUUCAGACUCCAUUACAAAUUCACAGUUCUAGUUCUAGUAGCAUUUAGCAUCCUCGUCACCUGCCGCCAAUAUUUCGGAGAUCCUAUAGAUUGCAUCCAAAAUGACGACGUGCCAGAAAAUGUGUUGGAGACUUUUUGUUGGAUACAUACUACGUUUACUUUACCUGAUGCAUGGAAUAAAAAAGUUGGUGUAGAAGUACCACAUCCUGGAAUUGACAGAUUCACACCUGGAGAAACCAGGAAAUAUCAUUCGUACUACCAAUGGGUUUGUUUUGUGUUAUUUCUACAAGCGAUUUUUUUCUACAUUCCAAGAUACUUGUGGAAGACUUGGGAAGGAGGCACUAUUAAGACGCUGGUUAUGGGUCUCAACAGUCCUAUCUUGAAACCAGAUGAAAAAGAGUUAAAUAAAAACCUUCUUCUUGGAUAUCUGAAAACUCAUUUGCGUUAUCAUUCUACUUACGUAACAUGCUUCACGUUCUGUGAAAUUCUUAACUUUAUUAAUGUUAUUGGUCAAAUUUAUCUUAUUGACACAUUCCUGGGUGGAGAAUUCAGUCGAUAUGGGGUGGAAGUUCUGAAAUUUACUGACAUCGACCAAGAGUAUAGGACUGAUCCCAUGGUAAAAGUAUUUCCAAGGAUGACCAAAUGCACUUUCCAUCGAUACGGUCCUUCUGGAGACGUCCAGCGAUACGAUGCACUAUGCAUACUUCCGUUGAACAUUUUGAACGAAAAGAUUUAUAUCUUCCUUUGGUUUUGGUUUGUUAUACUAGCUGUUCUAUCGGCUUUGAUUUUAGUUUACAGACUGAUGGUUAUUUUUUGGCCUGCUUCACGUUUUAUAAUGCUAAGAUCAAGGUCUAGAAUUGCAGAUAAAAAGGACUUGCAUAUCAUUAUGUCAAGGGCAAAUUUAGGAGACUGGUUUGUUCUUUAUUUAUUAUGCAAAAAUUUAGAUCCCAUGCAUUUCAGGGACUUGGUUCACGAUUUUGCAAGAGAGUUGAAAGACGGAGAAAGAUUGCUGGGCAAGCGUUCAUUAGAUGACUAUAAAUCAAUUUAGAAUUAAAACAAGUACUUGUUAUUGUGAUAUUGAAUUGACAGCAAUGAGGUGAAAUUUCAAAAGAUUCUAACCCAUAUUUUAUAAUAUGCCUGAAACAGUCUUCUUUAAGAUAAAUGUAAAGUCUUCCAUGACAAAAUUAGAUGGCAUUAAAAUUACUUGCCUAUGCGCUAUAUAUCUAUCAUCUUCAUUAUUAUUAUUAUUAGCAUAUAGUUAGAAUGUUAAAUAUAAAUUUUUUCUGAUAUUGGGAAUCAUUUUUCAAUGAUUUCUCACUGUAAAUCUGCUGUCUCGAGUUGCGAGAUGUAAAGUUCAGAUAGAAUAUGCCAUGAUUUAUGAUGUUUUAUUCAGUUAACAGGAUGACAUUUUUGAUUAUAUUUGUUCUUAAAUCGUGGUGAUUUUAAUACUUAUGUCAUAUAAUUCAAGUUAACCUAGUUUUUGUAUUUUCCACUAUGUGUAACUCUGUUUUCUCUGACAAAGUAAGUAGAAUUAGUUUAUUAAAAGUUCCUUCAAUAGAUUUUUGAUUGUGCUUAGAAGAAAUGAAUAAGGAGAUUUAUUAAUUCAGAUACAGAAAUUCGUGAAUUUAAAUGCAUGCAUUUUUAUAAUAAAUUUUUUCUUCAGAAUUUAUUUGUGCAUAAAAUUGUAAAAGAGUAUUAAGCUUUUAAUUAUAUGUUUAUUUUAGCGCAUUAUAAUUUAACAGUUUAUUUAUUUAUAGUAAUAUGAAAUUUGCAUUUUUAUUCGCUUGUAAUUAAGGGGAUAAUGAACGGAAAUUCUGAAGAGAAUGAUUUUAAAUGACAAAAUUUAUAAUAAUUAAAGUAAUAAAUUUAUUUUAAACGUAUUUAUUUUCUAAUAAGUUAUGUAUUUGGUUAAAAAUUAUGCUUAAAAAUUUGCAGUCUGCUGAGAGUUUUGAAAUGUUGUUGAAAAAAAUGUCUGAAUUAAUAUUGUUUAAAGUUUAUUCGAAAAAAUAACUUUUUCGAUUUUAUGUUUAAUUAUCCUAAUUAUUUAAAAAUCAUGAAAAUGUGAAUUUUAAUUUUAUUAAAUAACUUAUACAUUCUAAGGUUCGCGAACUACCUUGAAUGUAACCAAAAAAAAGUAUUAAAGAAAAUAUUCCCUUAUGUUAUGCAUACAGAUUAAGAAUUAGGUUUGAAAGAAAUAUUUGCUUUUAAAACUUUAAAACAUAUAAAAUUAAAUGUUUAUUUAAAAUGACAAAUUAGGAUACAUUUUUAAAUGAAUAGCUGGAAACUGUGAUAUAAAAUAUCUGUAUAUUAUGUGAUGAUUUACAUGAAGUAAAGAUUUUUCAAAUGAUUAAAAAAUAAUUAAUAUUUUGGUAUUGUAUUAGCUUAAAAAAUUCAUAUUUUUAAUAAAAAGCAU